Messenger RNA from Desarmillaria tabescens, 869 nucleotides. RefSeq lists its product as uncharacterized. NCBI's taxonomy places the organism in Eukaryota, Fungi, Basidiomycota, Agaricomycetes, Agaricales, Physalacriaceae. Bases 324 to 818 code for a protein of 164 amino acids. The record is from RefSeq and is a predicted model, not a curated record. Gene Ontology annotation, molecular function: alpha-L-arabinofuranosidase activity. The transcript is spliced from 6 exons.
GACCCGCUCUGCGAUCCUCGUGUGCAGGUAUCAUCGUAACUUCUUCUCCAGCUCGUCAUUUUCCACAGAGAAUGAAACACACUCUGCGAUCCUCAUGUGGUACGACCAGUUGACAGUCCUGAUAAUCGAUUGCUUCCAACGGGCCGUUGGUCCAAGAACAUUUAUAAGGAGUGCUGACGGACUUUCGAGUCUCAACGCAUAAUCAGGAUGUUUAACACUCUUCAACUCUUCAUCUCUGUACUCGGAUUUAUUGCAGGAACAUGCACGGCGCAAACAACUGUUAGCGUUAGCGCAACAGCUAGCCACGCUAUUCCGACCAGCCUAUGGGGUAUUAUGUACAAGUAAACCUCUUACAGAGCGGAGACGGCGGUCUCUAUGCCGAACUUCUGCAGAAUCGCGCUUUCCAGCAAGUCGCGCCAGGCACUACAGACGCACUUAAUGCUUGGCAGGCAAUCAAUGGUGCAUCCUUGACUGUUGUUGCGGAUACUCAGCCGGUCUCCUCUGCUCUCCCCAAUGCGCUAAGCGUGGUUAUCCCUGAUGACAGUACUGGCCCAGUUGGCUUCGGGAAUACUGGCUACUUAGGUAUCAACGUAACCCCGGGAAGCGUAUACACCGCCUCGUUCUUCUACCGUUUCCUGCCCGCAAGUUCUUUUCAAGGAGACUUCAACGUAGGACUUCAGACGACAUCCGGCCAGAUUCUCGCUAAUGCCUCAAUCUGCGUGUCGGGUUCCCAAACGUCUUGGACUCAAGUGACCACCACAUUAUCACCAACUACGAGUCCUGCGUCUACGGAGAACAUCUUCACUGUCACCGUGUAGUAUCAAAACACUCCGGGAGGGGUUGGACCAUUGGUAGAAAACCGUAACGUA